GCGCAAAUCCGCAAAAAAAAAAACUACUUGCAAGCCAGUGUACUGUCAGCUGCUAAACUAAUGAACCAUGUGACAGAAGAACUAACGCGCGAUCAUGCGCUGUCCAAUCAUGCUGCUUCUUUAUUCCGGGAUUUAUUUUUGAAUCCGAGGAGUGGAAAAAACCCGACAUUGUUUCAGCAGCGCUGUGGAGUAAUAUGCCCUGUUUUUGUUUUAUUGUCUGAAUCUUAUAAUAUAAACAUGGACUUAGAUUACUUUUUCCGUGAAAUUAGUGGAAACGAAGAUCGUUAUCUGCAGUCACUGGAGCAGAUUUGUAGAAAGUAUUCAGCAAUAAAAGAGGAUUCAAUCAUUGUUGACUUGGAAACUAUGACCUGCCAGACACCAGAUGGUAUACUGCCUUGGGACGGUGAAGUAGUAUACAGCAAAGAGUUGAAGAGAAAGAAGUUACAUGACAAGCAAAAGAAAUGCAAGGAUUGUCCUCCUGGGGAGACCAAGGAAGGGAGUGUGGAUGGUUUCUGUCAGCCUGCGAGUGCCUCUGGAAAACAUGUCGCAGAAAAGCUAAAGGAUGCUGUAAAUGAUGAAGAGAUGAUGGGCAAUGACAGCAGGUAUUCAGAGAAUGAACAAGAUUCUGCCGAUGGACACUCUCUCCAGGAUUUACAAGAUGAGGAGACUACAGUUCAUGACUGUGACAUCAGGAUAUUGGAGGACACCAUGGACAACAGCAACUUUCUUCAGGAUCUGCACAGUGAUGAGAAAACUGUUAAUGAGGAUGACAGCAUGUCUUCUGAAACUGAACACGACUGUGUUGCUAGUAACCAGGAACAUUGCAGUGUUGAGACAGCAGGUGAUGACUGUAUGAUAUUGGAAGCUAGUCAAAACCCAGCUGAUAAUGAAACUCUUCAGGGUCCAAGUGGAGUUGGAGGUGUCCUUUCGAUGGAUGUCGGGAAACAGUACCGAGUUGAUGUUGACAUUUUGAUGCAAGAUGAGGAGGACCUGCCCGGCUAUGUUUUGGUUGACUGGGUGCAGAAAUCUCAACAAAGUCCAAACAAUUUUGAAAAUUCAAUGGGAUACCAUGGGGAAAGAAACAAAGAAAAUGCCUCUUUUGUUGUCACACCUGUUAAAGCACCUAAUCGAUUGAAACCUUUGGAGGAAACAUUUGAUGUAACUAAUGUGUCUGGAUUGGAGAGCAGUAACAGUUCCUCGGAUUCUUUCCUGGCUGACCUGUAUCCUGGAAUGGUGGCUAAAAUGCAGAACGUAAUAAAGAGGGAGUUAAGGGCACAUGCUGCAACUAAUGUGCUAAAACAUUAUCGUAAAAACUCUUGGUAUAGCAAUUCAAAGUCUUCCUUUUCCAAGGGUAUAAUUCGGAGAAAGAAGUCUAAAAGUAAACACAGCGAGACUGUAAUUCUACAAAAAGCUGAUCAUGCAUCCUCCUCUGAAGGCAUUGAUAUAGUUCAGUCUCCAAACCAGCUGGAUAAGGGGUCGCCCUAUAGAACCACGAUUGCAUCUUCAAAUGGCAAUGUUAGUUCUCUUGGGGGACAUUUCCGGCCUAGAGAUUCCUGUCUAACCAGUUCUUCAGCGGUUUUUGAAACCAGUCCCCAUGUAGUCUUUGCAGGUUCUCUUGGACAUAAAUCCCUGAGUGAAACUAAGAUUGCAUCCACUCCUCGUACACCAUUAAGAGAAUCAAUUAAAGCCUGUUCUGUGGGACAUGAACCCCUCUGUGAAACCUUGAAUGAUUCCUCUUACCAAACAUUACCUAGAGGGAGUCCAUACGUAACCAAUCCAAGUUCUUUGUCCAGUAAGCCACCAAGAGGGGACUCCUCUGAGGCUACAGCAAGUCCAUUUAGACAUGAAAUGGCCAGGAGAUCUCUUCUGUCAGCCAUGUCUAGUUCAGUCGCAGUUACACCAACAAGAGGCAGAUCCUAUGAAGCUUUUACAGUUGAAUCACCAAGAAGGGAGCUGCUUUCUGUCAAAAGUUCUAUGACUAUUAAACCAAUAAUGAGGAGACUCUGCGAACACAUUCAUAGCUCCCUUGUGCCAGGGUUACUCAAUGAAACCAUGAUUAUUUCUCCAAAAGAGAAAAUGUACAAUGCCAGUGAAAGUUUAGUUCAACUUGAAUCACCAAGAAGGUGUGUUUCUGCUAUGCCAAGUUCUUUGGUAGUUACACCAACAAGAGCAAGAUCUUUUGAAACCACGUCAAGAAGGGCACUUCUUUCUGCUAAACCAAGUUCUCCUGCAAUUUCACCAAGCAUAGAGAGAGUGAUGCAGUGUUCUGUUGGUAAUGAACUGCUAGGAUGUGAACCUUUGUCUGUUGCAGUUAAUCCAGCAAGAGAGAGAUCGUGUGUGGCUUCACAAACAGCAAACUCUGCUGCUAUGGAAAAUGUGGUGCUAAGACCAAAAGGCGCUUGUCGUUUACUAAGAAGGAGUCAUUCAUAUUCAGGAUUAAGCCAGAAAAACAGCGGAGUGAACAAAGAAUUUGCAAGCCUUUAUCAAAGGCUGUGUUCCCCAAAAGGCAGCAAUAGUUUGCUAAAGGAAGCUGGUAGAAAUGAGCGAAUAUCUUUUUCUCCCAGUUUUAGAGCUGUGAAAAGACCAAGUUCUUGUUAUCCAUGUGAAGCCAAAAGAGUCUGUGGUGAAUUUGAAGCAGUCAGUUCCAUGAAGACUUUGCCUCAAAAUGGCAGUUAUCACAUGCAGCAGAACAACUCUCCAAAGUCAUCCCCCAUUAGGAGCAAUACAGGGAGUAUUCUAAGACCUCGUGUGGCAAGUGCUUGGGAUGCAAUGAAAUACAGAUCCUCAUUAAGAAAAACCCACUCGUAUUCUAGCUUACAGCAUGCUGAACUCCAAACAAGCCCAUUGAAGAUUACUCAGAUACCUGAGAAUUAUACUUCUGUAGUUGGCGGUGGACAUAAGCAAUCCCCUUUGAAAGUGAUACAUGGUAAAGAUGGUAUAAUCUUUGUAAAGCUGCAGAACACUGUUUCGCCAAUGAUUCCCUCUUCUAAACUCUUUUAAAUUGCUCCCGUCACUUUAAUCCGUUAACCCGCCUACUUUUUAGUUAUUCAGCCAAUCAAAAAAUCUAAAUCAUAAGCCUACAGCUCCUGCAUCACAGUACAAUGGUUGUAGUUGCAUCUACUGUAGUCUGAAAUAAGGAGGGUAUUGCCGUAAAAAAAAAAAAAAAACGUUAAAUUAAUAAAAAAUGAGCAAUAGUUGAAACUGAGGCAGAUGCACUGGUUUUGACUGAAGCCACCGAGACUGCUCCCAGUCAACAUUGAGUUCCCAGUUCACGCCAGGCUGCAAGUCUUCUUCAACUUCAAUCAACACAAGUAAGCGAGAGUGUGAUGACUAAAACGGAUGCUCUUAAAGACAGCAGAAAAUGUAACUCUGGGAAGAUGAGGUGUUUUUUUUUUUUUUUUUUUUUGUUACGGAGUUAACAAAUAAAGCCACCUGUAUGGUUUGUCAGUCAUGAAACGGAGCAAUCUGGAAUUGCACAACUGUUAUAAAGAAACUGAAAGCUUCCCUGAAUUACCAGGAGUAGUUGUUAACUCAAGCAACAGAGCAGGAAUCUAUAGUUACUUAAGUGUCUUCAAAUUUUAUAGGGAUUUUAUGUAAACGUAAAAAUAAUAGUGGUGGUAAUUUGGAAUUCUGGUUUAAAGUACUUGAUGAAAAAUAUCCCACAUUGGUAUUCUGUGCUUUUUAAGGGACUGUCAAUUUUCGGUAGCAUGUGUGUGCUGAGCCAGCUUUUUGGCAAUGAGCUCAAUGAAGAACAAGCAGAGUAACAUACUGCGACACAACCACCAGCAGCAUUGCCUGCGUGCCGCAACCUCAUCCUACCAGCCAUGUUAUCAGAACAUUACAAGCAAGUUCACUCGUUUCCAAAGUUCAAACAAAUAAGGAUAAUUAAAAAAAAAAAUGUAUUCCGUUUUAAUGUUUGGGGAUUAGGCGGUUAUAAUAUUUACAUGUGGCCCGCCAGUGAUCAGAGUUAGGUAUGUGGCCCGCCAGAAUACUUUAGUGGGGAACACUGCUCUAGAGUAAAUCAUCAUGUGCUAAUCUCAAUUUAAAAAAAUCCACUUCAGCCUUUAAAGGAAACUCAACAUACAAGUGAAUUGAAAGGUGUUAUUUUUAUUUUUUAUUUAUUUAUUUUUUUACACACAGAUGUUUUGGUCAGGUGUGUUACAGAAAUACUUGUUGAACUAAUGGGAUAUUCUGAAACUCUUUCAGGGCAUCCAGACUGCUGACCUAUCUUUUGUCCUGUGUGAAAAUGUGGAAUAUGCCCCCCCAAGUGUAUGUGGAAAGUUGUUUUAAAUUUGUUUUAAAUGUUUAUACAGUACCAACAUAAAUUCUGGAAGCAGCAAAUGAUUAACAGCAAGGCUAGUGGUGUUGCCAGUUUUUCCUUUCAGCUCAGACCGCUUGAUUCCUAAAUGCCUUGGGUCUGUGAAUAAUCAUCUCUCUAAAAAAUAUGGAAAAGAUUUUAAUGAGCCAUCUCAAGUAUAAUAGUGCCCCAAAAUGUUUUCCUUUUUGGGAAGUUUGUUGCCGGAUAACCUCACUGACUAUUUGCUCACUAAAUAUCUCGGUAUCCAUGAAUGGAAAAUUUAGUUUUAAAAAUAAGCAAAAUAAUCCCGCAAGUGACAGAUUAUGUGUUUUUAAUGGAGACAAGGAACUAUUCAGGGAUACCAAUAUAUUUGGUGAGCAAGUAGUCUGAGUGAAGGAGGUUAUAGCUCCCCAUUCUCAGAGACACUUGAGAUGCUUUGAUCUUGAAAAUAUUUUGCAUCUUUUUUUAAGAGGUGGUUAUCUAUUCAGGGUGACCAGUGUGUUUUAAUGUGUGAGUGAGGGGGGGGGGGGUAAAUCGGCAAUAGUCAUCACUCUGCGUUCUAGAAGUUCAUUUUGUUUCCAUAACUUUGUGCCAGUAUUGUAUGCAAAUCAUUGUUGUCCAGGUCAACUGGAAACGUGUCAUUCUCUGACCUGUUUGUUUAGUUAGGGUUGUUAAUAACUUGUUUGUUUCUAUAUGUGUAAAUGGAUUCAUUGAAGAAAAAAAAAAAGUUUAACCAUUUAUAUUUUAGUGAGUGGUAAUCACAGUGUGAAAGGUAGAAUGGAAAGGGGUUUUAUUAUUGUUUCUUUUUUUCACACUGAGACUUGCUUUUAAAAAGUUUAAGCUCAUUAUGUGUAUUUUUCAAAUACAGUGGUAUAUAUUCCUGGUACCAAACUGCUUCCUGUAAAUCUGGUCUAAAACACAGGAAGUCAUCAAACUUAAUAGUGAAAAAAAAAGAAAAAAAAAAAAAAAAAAAAAAAAAAAACUGUAUUAAAGAGACAAACAGUCUGAGAUAUUCAGCACCUGAAAACAGGAAAUCUAUUGACUUGAGUAAAGUAUUCAGGUACGAUCAUUACAACCCCAUCACUGUGGAUAAUAGACGUAGAUUAAUUAAUUGUUGUUAGUCACAAACCUUGUAAAUUGUAGUUUUAAUUUCACACCAAAAUAUUUAAAGAAUGCCAUUUGUUUUUUAAAUGUUAUAUUUCAAAAGUUGCCUUUUUAUAUUUGAAGAUGUUUCAGAAGAUCUUGUUAAUGUUUUUGUAGCAUGUUAUUAUGUGGAAAUUGUUUCCCUAAAGCUGUAACUUAAAGCUGUUAAAUCUGUUGGAACCACAUCCCGUGAGAAGGCAAUUAACAGUUGAAUCUGUUUGGGUUCAUCAAGAUCUGAAAAGAUGCCAAGUUUAUUAUAAAUCUGAUUUUUAUUAAAUACAUUUAAAUAAGACUGGCACACGUGUGUAUCAGUUGCUUUAAUACCUGUACAAAUUCUCAGUUCUCAUCUGUAAAAAAAGCAGAACAUAUUGUAGCCAUCCUGGUGGCACAGCCUCUGCAAUGCAAGCAGCUGAAGUAGUGUGAAGGGUUUUGGAACAUGUGCUGCAUCUGCACAAAGGGAAAUAGAUCUUUCGCCCCUGUGGUUUGUUGAGUUUAAAACUUGCCUUAAUAAAUGUUCCCUGUUGUGAGAUGUUGUGGACUAGUUUGUUAGUUUACAGGACUGUGAAAUUGCUUGUACUCUAUAUUGUGUACCAGAUAUAUGCAUAUGCUCGUGGUGUUUUUUUUUUUUUUUUUUGAGGGUAGUAAUUGCAAUCAUUAAAAAUAAAAAAAACUACAAAGUGCAGAAAACAUGAUUUAAUGGAAUACAUUGGGGUGUGCCAGAAGAUAAUCUGCAACGCUACUUACCCAGGCAAGUCCAAUCAUUAGUUUCAUGGUAAUGCCAGCAGACUCAAAUUCUGUUUAAUGAACUAUGAAACAAUACAACUGGUUUCAUUUGAGAUGGGCACUUGUAGAAUAUUUGGACCCAGAUAUUCUUGUGUAUUUAAAAAGUCAAGCACAUGGCCCUUUUAAGUUUUUUUUUUACAGUUCUGUUUUUUUAUUUUAUCAGGAAAAUGUAACUGAGACAUAACUUCCCAAUUACAAGGGUAUCCUGGGUGCAUCACAGCAUGCAACAGCAGCAUACAGCUAUACAAUCAUUUAGUACAAUCAAACAUCAUGGGAAAUAAACAAAUAGCAGUUCAAUUAAAAAAAAUAAAUAAAAAAGAAAUUCAACCUGUCGUUAGAUGACGCUCAAAUCGUCACUAAUCUUGACUUCUACCAAGUGCUAAAUUUGCCUUUGCGGGCUUGUGGAAGAAAACUGGUUGAUCUCCAUUGUGUUUUGGUGACCCCUACUGGUCAGACUAGUCCCUGUUUCUUAAGUAGGUGAAAUACCAUUGCCUUGACCGAGGCAGCUGUGGUGAGGCAACCUUUUCAAUUGUUGAGGAAUACUCCAGGUGACUCGAGUGCUACCUUUUUACAAAAAUGUUUUCAACUACAUUUUAUUUUCAACAGGGCUAUUUCUUGCUCCAGAUUUAGGCUGAGCAAACCUUAUUGUACAGUACCCUGACAUUGGAAUGAGAACUUCCAAGUCAGGAGCUCCUAGAGACUUAGAUGGGAACCAAUUGAGGCCUUUUCCCAAAGGUGUCAUAAAUGUUGUCAAUGUAACAAAAACAACAUAUAAUGUCCUUAUUUGACUGGUUCAGCGCAAGCCUCCCCGUCUAGGUCACAAGAGUAAUAAACAGGCUUCACAGAAAGAAGUUUGUUUGCCUCCAGCUGAAAAUGCUUUUAACAAAUAAACUAGAAAGCCAGCUAGGUCUGGUUUCUUAGGAAGUACAGUACAGUGAACUGGACAAAUGUACUGGUUAUAUUAAUGAUGUCAUGCCAACAAUAGGUAAAGAUCAUUGUCAGAUCAACCAUUAAAUGUAGACUAGCUAGGCACCAAACUCGACUAGAAGCAAAUAACUCAUGCAGGUGCUGCACAGAAAAUGGGCAUCCAGUGUAGUGCACAGUCCCCUUGUAUUGCAUCCAAAUUAGGUGAGGAGUCAACAUUGCAGUAAAACUAACCCACAACUAGCACAAACACGUCAAAGCAUACUUACAGUACAUAUUUAAAUGCCAUUUUUCGUGAGACAAUGUUAUUACAGUUGCAAUCUAGAUAAAACUAUUAAAAAAAUAAAUACAAUUGCCAUGAGCAAUAAUGUUACAAUCUAGUAAGCAGAACUAGUACUAGCAGAAUAUCUUAAUGUUUGGUUACGGAUCACCUCAGCCUCACAAUGGUCAUUCUCCAUUAAGUAAAUGCCCUUUCAAUGUAUUACAGCAUUGGACUCUAAGCUGAAACCCUCGCUCUAACUGAAACGUUUAUACAGCAGUUGUUUGUCAAACAGUACAAAAAAACCCCUCAAAUUGUGUCUUCAUACACUUUUUUGAUACAUAUUGUAAUUGCUAUCUGAAAAACACUGUCUGCUUCAUAAACAAUGUGUGUCUUUUGUUAAUUAACCUUGCAUUUGGUGAAUUAUUUAAUUAUUUCGCAAGUAAAGCCAGUACUGUUAGAUAUUGAUAUAUUCCUAAUUUGAUCACCUUUCCCUAUUGUAGGAGUUGUCAAGCCUCAUUUUUCAAAGCACCUGCUAUGAGUACAACUGUAUAACCAAACCAGAAUGUGGUCACACUAAAUGGGAAGCAACCACAAUAAGUGCACGAUAU
Molecule: messenger RNA, 8017 nt
Organism: Polyodon spathula (Mississippi paddlefish)
Lineage: Eukaryota; Metazoa; Chordata; Actinopteri; Acipenseriformes; Polyodontidae
Exons: 19
Coding region: 61-3000 (979 amino acids)
Source: RefSeq, a predicted model, not a curated record